UGUGUGUAAUGUGGUUUUCAUUGAACCACUGUAUUGUUAUGAUCUAUUUCAUGGAUGAAAUCCAGAUGGAAAUUCAAUGUUUAUAUCCCUUCAUUGGUGGAUUCUCUCAGUUCCCCCGUCAAUCUGAAGAACCCACCAUUACCAACUUCUCAAAACCCAUUCCCUGCACCAACCUCAGCUUCUCUUCUCUCCCUUUGCGGCAGAGAUGGAAACCUUCGCCUUGGUUCUUCCAUCCAUGCCCAUCUCAUCAAACGAUCUCAAUCAUUCGAUUUUGAUAGGUUCCCACGUAAUGCCCUUUUUGUUUGGAACUCUCUCUUGUCGGUGUACUCGAAAUGUGGUGAACUGCAGGAUGCCCUUAAGGUGUUUGAUCGAAUGCCCGUGAGAGAUACAGUGUCAUGGAACACUAUGAUUUCUGGGUUUUUAAGAAACAGGGAUUUUGAUUCGGGUUUAAUGUUCUUUAAGAAACAAAGGAGUGAGUCAGGGACAGGGUGUUGUGGAUUUGAUAAAGCAACUCUGACUACAGUGCUGUCAGCUUGUGAUGGAGCUGAAUUCUCUAGUUUAACCAAAAUGAUACAUGGUUUGGUGUUUCUUGGUGGCUUUGAGAAGGAAAUUAUGGUGGGAAAUGCUCUCAUAACUUCAUACUUUAAGUGUGGGUGUUUUAGUGAAUGGAGGCAGGUUUUUGAUGAGAUGCUUGAGAGGAAUGUUGUGACUUGGACAGCAGUGAUUUCUGGCCUUGCGCAAAAUGAAUUUUAUGAGGAUAGUUUGAAUUUGUUUGCUCAAAUGCGUUGCGGGGCAGUGAGUCCUAAUAUUUUGACCUAUUUGAGCUCACUUAUGGCUUGUUCAGGUUUACAGGCACUGAGGGAAGGUUGUAAAAUUCAUGGCCUGCUUUGGAAGUUAGGAAUGCAGUCGGAUUUAUGCAUUGAAAGUGCUUUGAUGGAUUUUUAUUCAAAGUGCGGAAGUUUAGAAGAAGCAUGGAAGAUUUUUGAGUCUGCGGAGGAGCUAGAUGAAAUUUCCUUAACUGUAAUCCUUGUAGCCUUUGCUCAAAAUGGAUUUGAGGAGGAGGCUAUCCAGAUAUUCAUGAGAAUGUUGAAAUUGGGUAUUGAAGUGGAUCCCAACAUGGUUUCUGCUAUUCUUGGCGUAUUUGGUAUUGACACGUCUUUGUCUCUUGGUAAGCAGAUUCACUCUUUGGUUAUUAAGAAGAACUUCAUUCAGAAUCCUUUUGUAAGUAAUGGCCUUGUAAACAUGUAUUCCAAGUGCGGUGAUUUGAAUGACUCACUCCAAGUCUUUCAUCGAAUGAGUCAAAAGAACUCGGUUUCAUGGAACUCUAUUAUUGCGGCUUUUGCUCGCCAUGGAGAUGGUUUUAGAGCACUUGAAUUUUAUGAAGAGAUGAGAAUGGAGGGUGUAGCACCAACAGAUGUUACAUUUUUGUCACUACUACACGCAUGCAGCCAUGCAGGCUUUGUCGACAAGGGCAUGGAGUUCUUAGAAUCCAUGACUAGAGAUCACGGCAUAAGUCCUCGCUCGGAACAUUACGCCUGUGUUGUUGACAUGUUGGGCAGGGCAGGACUUCUUGAGGAAGCUAAAAAGUUCAUUGAGGGAUUCCCUGAGAAUCCGGGUGUACUGAUUUGGCAAGCAUUGCUUGGUGCUUGUAGCAUCCAUGGUGAUUCUGAGAUGGGUAAAUAUGCCGCGGAUCAAUUAUUUUUAGCUACACCAGAGAGGCCAGCUCCUUAUGUUUUGAUGGCAAACAUAUACUCCAUUGAAGGGAAAUGGAAAGAAAGAGCAGGUGCCAUUAAGAGAAUGAAAGAGAUGGGAGUAGCAAAGGAAGUAGGCAUAAGUUGCAUUGAGAUUGAUAAGAAAGUUAACAGUUUCGUUGUUGGGGACAAGUUGCAUCCAAAAGCUGACAUUAUAUACUGGGUUUUGUGUGGGUUAUUGGAACACCUGAAAGAUGAAGGUUAUGUACCUGAUAAAAAGUGUAUUCUCUAUUACUUGGGCCAAGAAAAUAAGGAUUAUUAUAUAAAUAUUGGACUUCUAAAUAUAAGUGAGAAAACAAAUUUGAGAAUAAUGGGUUCGUGGUUGUUGAGUGGCUUAACACUAACAGCAACCCCAACCUCAAUUACCAUUUUACCCUUGCGGAAACACAUUCCGAAGAAGCAAGCAAGAAGAGUUAGUUACAGUUGCAGUUGCAGAAGCAGAGAAGAUGUUCCUCUUUCCACUGCUUCAGCUUAUGCAGUUCUUGGACUUCAACCUGAUUGCUCCACCACCGAGAUCAAAGCUGCUUUUCGAUCCAAAGUUAAGCAGUUCCAUCCAGAUGUUAACAAAGACGGUGAUUCCAUGAUUCGCCGUGUAAUUGAGGCGUACCAGAUACUUUCCAACUGCACCCGAUCAGAAAUUAUUGAAAGGGAAUGCUUAGAUCCAUUUGAUGCACCAGAGUGUGAAGCUUUUGAUAUUUUUGUUAAUGAGCUUCUCUGUGUUGGCAAAGCAUGUUCAAGUUCAUGUGUGCAAAGAGCACCUCAUGCAUUUUCGUUUGUCUCUUCAACUGGAACAGCGCGUGCAUCUUCUCAAGGUCAUGGUGAUGAUUAUCAAGUUCAAUGUGCUGUCGGACAAUGCCCUAGAAAUUGCAUUCAUUACGUUACCCCAUCACAAAGAAUCCUCUUGGAGGAGCUACUUGACAGUAUACUAGAAGCACCCUAUGAUAUAUCGGCUGAGGCAGACUUACUUUACUCACUUAUCACUAAAGCUAAGUUUGAGAAUAACCGAUUUCAAAAACCUAAGAAGCAACCCAAAACCUCAAGCCAGCAUGUUGAGUGGUUUUAAAUUUCAGCAGCAACUCUGUCUAGGGUGUGAUUAUGAGUUGAGCUCUUGAAGGGAAAGGGAACGAGAAAGAAGAGAGACUUCAAAGAGUAGAACUCAUUCCGCUUCUUCCUUUCAAGAUUCCAACUUGCAAAUGCAUUUUCAUUCCCCUAAGCUGAGUCUAUGACAGUGGAUUUGGUUAUAGUUCAUUAGUUCUGAUUAUUUCUA
Messenger RNA from Arachis stenosperma, 3018 nucleotides. Its product is annotated as pentatricopeptide repeat-containing protein At3g05340-like. The record is from RefSeq and is a predicted model, not a curated record. Bases 55 to 2814 code for a protein of 919 amino acids. Gene Ontology annotation, molecular function: RNA binding; protein binding. Gene Ontology annotation, biological process: RNA modification. The transcript is spliced from 9 exons. NCBI's taxonomy places the organism in Eukaryota, Viridiplantae, Streptophyta, Magnoliopsida, Fabales, Fabaceae.